Molecule: messenger RNA, 4003 nt
Organism: Dermacentor albipictus
Lineage: Eukaryota; Metazoa; Arthropoda; Arachnida; Ixodida; Ixodidae
Product: cysteine-rich hydrophobic domain-containing protein 2
Source: RefSeq, a predicted model, not a curated record
UCUCCAGCUGGUAGGGCUGAUAGUUUCAAGCAAAAACAUUAGCCUGUCUGUGAGUCUAGCAAGUAGAUUGCACUGGCGAUCAUUGAGCAAAGUCGUGCCAUACAGUCAGCUGAACGCCUGGAAAAUAACCUCGGCCCAUCCACGUUCGCACAAUGCGACUUGUUAAAGCGUUAUAACUACGUGUUUACUCAUGUGCGCGUAGAAAUCACUCGUCGAAGUGGCAUAUAGAGGAGAAAAAAUCGCACACGUCGAGAAUACUGACCGAUGGCUGCGUCUCCGGAAUCAAACAUGGCAGAUUUUGAUGCGAUCUACGAGGAAGACGACGACGAGGACCGAGCGAACGAAGACUCGCUUGUCAGUCUCGUGCCAGAGCCCGUGGUCAUCAGAGGUGCGGGCAACAUGACCGUAUUUGGGCUGAGCAACAAGUUCGACACGGAGUUCCCGCCCACGCUAUCAGCCAAGGUGGCACCUGAAGAGUUCAAGGCGACCAUUAUGCGCAUAAACAGUGUGCUGCGCAAGACAUUGCCGGUGAACGUGAAGUGGCUCUUUUGUGGGUGUCUGUGUUGCUGCUGCACUCUUGGCUGUUCCCUGUGGCCUGUCGUCUGCCUCAGCAAAAGGACAAGACAUUCUAUAGAGAAAGUCUUGGAUUGGGAAAAUAGUCAUCUUUAUCACAAGCUUGGACUGCACUGGAAGCUUGGAAAACAGAGGUGCGACUCCAACAGCAUGAUGGAAUAUGUGCUUCUCAUUGAGUUUAUCCCAAAGCUGGCCAUUCAUCGGCCGGACUAAAAGCCGUCCACUGUCACCACCAUCGCAUCCGAACCAAGGUUGGACAAAAAGGGCAGCAUCACAGAGGGAGUGCAUCUGCAGUGAAUCUCAAAAAAAAAAAAAAAAAGACCGGACGCUGGGGAGUGGCGGUGUGCGUGCGGGCCAAAGUGCCUGCAAGGCUGCAAGAUGGGGUUCUGACUGUAACUGUGGCUAUGUACUUGGUCCUGGGCUAGCUGCGUGACAUUGCCACUCGCUUUCAGGGUUCUAUCGUUGUGCAGCAGAAAACAUGUCUGGGGAAGCACAGAGGAUGCGUGCGCCCUGCUGGUGUUCCAGGGGGCCUCAUUUGCUUAGUCAUGUGUUUCUGUUUUCUGAAGCACAUAAUGCCCGGUUAUAGGUAUUGAGAACAAUGGUGGUGCUGAAGGAGUGCCGAACUGGUCUGUUGAGUCGGGCACUCUGUUGCUGGGUACGUGUCGUGAAUUGCUGCCCGUCACCUGAACAAACGCUUGUAUAAUGUGAGUGCUGGUUGACAGCUGCUGCUAAACCAGAAUGCACGAAGUGCAAAUGAGCCGUGUCAAGAGGGAGCUCUGCUUGACAACAAAAUUUGUCAGCUUGACAAGUUGAGCGCAGAAAGAAAAAAGUUACACUGGUGCCUUUUCAGCAAGGUAAUUGCAACAACCAGCAUUCUACUACUUCACUGGUGCCCUUAGUAUGUUACUGUUCGCUGUAGUCAGCACUGUUACUUUGCAGCAAUGCGCAUGCCUUCACCAUAACAGCUCUUACACUAUUUUUCUGUCCCGAGUGUCGAUUUAAAGUGUCAGUGUUUCUGACAGGUGCCACAAAACGUAGCAUCAUUGCAUAAGCAAGCAUAAGCACUGGCACACUUUAUGAAGUCUCCUUUUGGGUAACACAUUCAUUAUUGGCAGAAAGUUUUCUUGCUGUUUUUAGCAGCGGAUGCCCUUGUUGCAGCAAGAAGUGGCAGCACUGGGAAAGGGAAGCGCCUUAGCUUCUGUAUGGACGGGCACCUCUGGUGUGAAUGGCAUGUAUGAGACAUAUAAAGGUGCAAUAGAUUAGUGCACAAUUGUUGCAGAAGUACUGCACCAAGAGUCGGUUAGUUUGUUCGCAGUGGUUGCAUUUGACUCGUCUCUCGCUGACAUAUUUGAUGCAGCGAGUAGAGCUGUCUCAGAACUAGCAUGUCAUUGUGACCCUGGCAAAUCCAAGUGCAGGGGUACAUAGAAACUUAUCUUCUUGUGAUGCCUAUACUGCUGGCUAACGUGCUAGGAUUUUCUUAACUCAAUAGGUAGUCACGUACCAUAGAACUUUGUUGAUUACACCCCGGUUCAUGCAGCUUCCCGGUUUGUACUUGUAUGUUGGAAUAUUUAGAACACCCUGUUUGCAUGAUAAAUUGUCCUGGAUAGCAAAGGCAUUUCUUUUGUUAAAUCGCUUUUAUUUUUUAUCGGAACUCAUCAACGAGGUUCUAUAUCUUGUGAUUGAAUAUGCAGUUGUUUUACGAGAACCAACAAAUAACCAGAGUGCCUAAUAAAGUUAUGGCACAAGAUUUUCUUAGGUGCUGGCAGAAUCCAGCAUGACAUUGAGUGCUGGACUUAAAUAAUAAAAUUUCAAAUACAGCUACACAGAAUAGAGAAAAGAGCUUCUCUGUGGCAAGACCUUCAAGUAGGUAUGCAUCGCUUGUGCAACUUUGUGGCGUUGCAGACUUCAUAGUUUGGCCAUAUGCAUUGCAGUCCCUUGCAGUGAAAAAAGGUCUAUGUUGUGGCUGCUCCCUAAAACUUCCUAAGUGCAUGUCCUGCUUCGGAAAUGAUUUAAAUAAGCUGUACUGCCAUCGCACCAUAGAUGAAUCAAUUUUGAGAUUUGUUCGGAAUUCGGUGCCUCCUCAGAUCCGCAGGGAGUAUGGCUCAGGACUGCAAGUUUCUGAGAUAUUGGAACGCUGAAUUGAAUAUGGGUCUGUUCCUUGUGAUCUAGCUGACCAGUCGUGCAUUGUGAGAGCCUAGGGAAUACCUUGAAAGAAAAUAAACAGCAGUGACUAUAGACCUCAUUCAUAAUUUGCAAGUGAACUUCCCUGCACUGCCCAUUUGCCCAACUAAUGGAAGCACCGGCCAUCAUUCAAACAGAGACAAAGUGUUAGCUGCUGAUGUUGAUGGUUGUCUUGCACGCAUCUAUAUUUUCCGUGUCGUAAUGCAAGCAAAUUGUGCUUGUGCACAAUAUUUGCAAAAAUGGCUUAUGUCACCAUUAGUUAGGCAAACUGUCUCAUUGGAAGGAUAGCUUUGCAAUUAUGAAAAUGAUCUAUUGGCAGAAAUAUUUCAAAAUUAGGUGACCUUUAAAAUGCCAUAGAUGCCUGAAGAUUAGACGGAGCAUAUAAACAAGGCUUUUAAUAUGCUCUUGAUAGGCUUUUAAUAUGCGUUUCUUAAUGCCUUAUGUCUCACUGCUGUAGUCAUAAUAGGUGUCAUAAUUAGAGAGCAUUUACAAACUGCUAUGAAGUAAUGCAAAGAAAUUGGUCAGCAUUUGGCAAUUAUUUCUUAAAAAGUAAUGUAAUUGCAGUAUGGUUUGAUUGGAUUCAAGACCUGAGCAGUAUAGCAUAUCCGGUGAUAAUAAUGUGCAAUUUAAGGCUCCUAAUUUCACAUUCCUAUUUAUUAAACUGAUGCAGAUUAAACACAAGGCCACUUAUUACACAAGGUGCAGAGUGAUAAAGGAUUUAAUAUUGUUGCGUUGCCAUCGUCAACAGUUAAGGCAACGACAGUAGCUGAAAGCAAAAAAAAAAUAUUGUAGGUACAAAACUAAGCUCUUGAUGUGCGCUUGUGCUGCCUUGAAAUGACAUUGACGAGGUACAUUAUGUGAACCCCUCAUUUCAAAUCUUGUGUGAUACUUGUACAUAUAUUACCAGAUCCACAUGCAAGAUGCUGUGUUAAUGAGGGGUGAAGGGUGUGACGGUGUUUGGUACCAGGAGCCUUUUGGUGGCUUGAAGUACUUGAUGGCCGAUGUACCUUACUAUAUCAGAUAAUCGACUCCAUAAACUGUGUGAAGAAACACACUUUGGUGUCGCUGUUCUUCGUGCCGCAUAUGAUGCCCCAUCCUCAGUUCUGCCCUCUAUUUAUUGUUGGCACAAUUUACCGCAUGAUCUGACAUGGCUGGCAGACCUAUGCAUAUCAAAAAAGUGUUGAGCUGUUUUGUAUGUACUUUUUUUCGCUUUUGUGUGCUUGGAAUAAAAUCCCAUAUAAAGCGAAAG